Molecule: messenger RNA, 1608 nt
Organism: Filobasidium floriforme
Lineage: Eukaryota; Fungi; Basidiomycota; Tremellomycetes; Filobasidiales; Filobasidiaceae
Product: fungal-specific transcription factor domain-containing protein
Exons: 6
Coding region: 288-1562 (424 amino acids)
Biological process (GO): positive regulation of transcription by RNA polymerase II
Cellular component (GO): nucleus
Molecular function (GO): DNA-binding transcription factor activity; transcription cis-regulatory region binding
Source: RefSeq, a predicted model, not a curated record
GGUGUGGGUACGGACAGCAACCAGGGCAGGGUCAGGGGCAGGGAUAUGGAUAUGGGUAUGGGGAUGAGGUCUCUGAUGGGUUCUUACACGGGAUCUCUGUUGAGAGUCUGAUCAACGCUCUGGACCACGACCCACCCCUAAUCGAACUCGGUCCAGUCUCCCACCUUUCAAACCCCUCGGCACACCUCCCAAACCCGGCGCAAGCGUUACAAUCCGCCUUUCCCUCCCCGCUAGCCUUGCAACUGUUUCACCACUUUGCCAACCACGCCUCCAGGAUCCUCGUCACCAUGGGGAACAACGGUCCUCACAAGAACCCCAUCCUCACGCUGUGUACGCCUCAGAGGUUGUUGGAUACUUCUUCGGCGGCGGCGGCGGCGCUCAGGAUGAGCAUGUUGAGCACGAGCAUUGCGCAUUUGGAGAACGAGUUGACGGCGAGGGAAAAGCGGAGACGAGGGUGUGGGUGUCGUUGUCAGAACCAGGGUCGGGACGGCGAUUCGAACGGGGAUCUGAAUAUGGAAAGGAACAGGUUGCAGGAUGAAGACCCUCACCUCGAUCGUGGACGAGCGGCCUACUUGCACGUGAGGGAUCGGUUAAGAGAGGUGGGGAAGCGAUUCAAGACGGCCGCUCUGGCGAACAUCGUCUUGGUAGAAGAAGACGAGUCUGAUCAGUUCGACACGGUCUUAGCGACCUGCGUGAUCAUCAUGAUGCGGGACGUCAUCUCCGCAUCAGACUGGUCCGAGAAUUUCGAAUACGCCAUCCGACUCGUCUCCAAACGAGGCGGCCCUCAAGCCGUCUUGAGCAGCGAUCCCACGAAUUUCACCAGGAGGUUCUUGUUGGAGAACUUGACUACGCACGAUAUCUUUAGCUGCUUCAUAACCCAAAAAGAACCCGUCCUGAUGGACAGGUUCGACCCCUGGUGGUACUCUUGCAUCGAGACGUCGUCCCGUUCUUGGGAGUGGGAGAGCGUCGAGCGGACGUUUGGGAUCUCGAGGGGGAUGGUGGAUUUUAUCGCUAGGGUAGUCACCCUCAACGCCCAAAAACGCCGUCUCCGGAUCGACUUCACCUCCCCCGCCUCGGACGCGGGGAUGUACAAGGUAGAAUCCUUUAUGCGUCGCCAGGCCGAGUCGCUCUUGCUGGAACUGGACGUCUGGCACAACGGGUUGAGUACGCUUUCACAGCAUGUGAGGGUGGAUUGUGGGGAUUAUAUAUAUAAGUAUAUGUGUUGUGUUUAUAUUCUGGGUGAGAUCCUGGAUCAGCCCGUGAACACUCCUCGUAUAACGAGCUCCAUCGACUACGUCCUCGAACUCUGCAGCGAAGCCACAGCCCUCCGCCAGGUGGUCAUGCUCGUCUGGCCUCUUCUCAUCUGCGGCUCCUUUUGCCUCUCUAGCGUCCGGGGGAAAGUCUUGUCCCUGCUAGACGCGUUCGAGGACGACUAUUGCGAAGACUUGCGGGUUGCCAGGGAGAUUGUUUUGGAACAGUGGAAGUGCAUGGAUGAGGGGUUGGGGAGGAGGAGUUUUGGAGAGGUGAUGAUGAGGAUAGGCAAGUAUGUGUUGUUGAUAUGAAACGAUGGCAUUUGCCGCCCUUGAACAUGGGAUUAUGCACCGCGGA